Molecule: messenger RNA, 1344 nt
Organism: Trematosphaeria pertusa
Lineage: Eukaryota; Fungi; Ascomycota; Dothideomycetes; Pleosporales; Trematosphaeriaceae
Exons: 3
Coding region: 37-1188 (383 amino acids)
Source: RefSeq, a predicted model, not a curated record
ACGUUCACGUAGCCCCUCAUCAUUGUUGAAGUUGUUAUGGGAUACUACAUGGUCAAAUGGGGAGCAGGAGUGCAUCAAUGGCAGAUUACACUCCAGCAAUUGUUCAGGCAGCUCUACUGGGCAAACGUCGCGCAGAUCAUCUACUGUCCGCUCAGCUUCGUCGUGAAAAUGGCCAUCUUGCUCCAGUACUUGCGCCUCUUCGCACCGAGCCGCAGCGUGAACGCGGUAAUGUGGUACGGCGCCUGGAUCACGAUUGCCUCCUGCUUCAUCUUCUACACCGUCUUCAUGUUCUGGACUAUGUUCUACUGCCAGCCCCGCGAGGCGAUCUGGAACAAGCUCACACCCGGCGGAAAGUGCCACGACGUGAACCACAUAAUCAUCAGCCAAGGCGCGUUCAACAUGGGCUCGGAUAUCGCCAUCCUGCUCCUCCCCACGUCCUCCCUAUGGACGCUGAACGUGCCCCUCGGACGAAAGAUCGCCGUCACCUUGCUAUUCGCGACAGGAUUACUAGCAUGCGCGGCAUCCGCCAUGCGCAUCGUCUUCACCACCAUGAUCGCCCCCGUAAUCUCCCAAGCCGACGUAUCGCACAACGGCCUCUUCAUCGGACUCUGGACCGAAGCCGAAGUCUCGCUCGGCUUCAUCGUCGCCUGCUCCCUCUGCCUACCCAAGCUCAUCCAGGCGAAGGGCAAGAAGCUCAAGCGCGCAAUGUCCAAAGCCUCGUCGCCGUUCUCCACUAUGCGCAGUACCGUGCGUAGCGUGUCGCGCAGAAGCACGUUCACCUUGCGCAGCGGUUCAAGGAAGAGCACGCAAGCUACUUCGCGAGGCUCGAUCCAAUUGAACGACCUGGAACCGAAGCAAGCCGCGUAUUGCGAGGAGCGCGAACUGGAACAGCAGCCGCAGCCGCAGCCAACAAAACAUACACCUGAUCCCUACGCUCUACCUACUACCACCGGCAGCAGCGAAUAUUCGCAAAGCAUCGACUCGAAGCGCCACAGCGACGAAGACAACAGUAUCAGACUAGCGCCGCUGCACGUGCCGAGAACAUCAUCGAGCGAUCUCUACUCGAGUGUGCGGUCGCCCGCGCAUAGAAUGACGCGUGAUCAGAUGACGCCCGAGCAGCUGCGCGACGAAAUCAAUAUGUUGCAGCAGUUUAACUUUGGGUCGAGGCGGCCGUCCGUGGAGGAAUAGCGCGCUUUUGUAUCAGCGGGAGAGGGAAUGAGAGAUAUUGUGGAGCUUUCCUUUAUGCAUUGAGAUAAUGAAACACGCUUGGAGGGCUAUUUACUUCUGCCUUCGAGGUGGAGACACGUUCCCCACCGACAGCGACAGCGUAUUCGGGGUAUCAUG